Biomphalaria glabrata is the source of this 1274-nucleotide messenger RNA. RefSeq lists its product as uncharacterized. Gene Ontology annotation, biological process: sterol biosynthetic process. The record is from RefSeq and is a predicted model, not a curated record. NCBI's taxonomy places the organism in Eukaryota, Metazoa, Mollusca, Gastropoda, Planorbidae. Gene Ontology annotation, molecular function: sterol 24-C-methyltransferase activity. Gene Ontology annotation, cellular component: endoplasmic reticulum. The transcript is spliced from 6 exons. The coding region runs from base 234 to 998 and encodes 254 amino acids.
CAAAAGGAAAUAACUCGUUAUGGCGAUGUGUUUGUAAACAACGUGUGUCCCCGGCAGAUCUAGAUCUAUAUAGUUAUAUACACUUACGACACUUACGUCUAGAUCUAGUAGACCUAUAAGUAGAGAUCUUCUUGUUAGAGAAAUGAUUUAUUUUGUAACUUAUUUAAGCAUCAAUUGAUUCACCGCCAGUGUAACUAAUAUUAAUUUUUUUAUAUCACAAAUGUGUUUGUGCCAUGGCAGGAAAAAUAAAAAUGUGGUAUGUAAAGCAGAUGAAGACACAUUUAAGACAUCCACAAAAAGGUCUUUUUGGAUGGUUUGUUACGCAAUAUUUAACUAAACGGAAUGGAUUCUUGGAAGAAAAUGCUGUUAGGUUGAGCAAUAUUAAGCCUGAUCAUCAUGUUUUAGAAAUUGGCUUUGGACCAGGUAUUGGUCUGGAAUCUGCUUACAAAAUAAUAAAAGAUGGCAAUGGAAAACUUUAUGGCAUCGAGUCGUCAUUUUAUAUGGUGGAAACAGCCAGUAAAAGACUUCAUAAAGCUUUAACAGACAAAAAGUUAAUGUUGUUUCACGGAUGUGCCAGCAGUAUUCCCCUCAACACCGAUUCUGUGCAUCGGGUCUUUCACUGCAACAGUUACUACUUUUGGCCUAGCAUGAGGCCAGUGUUACGAGAGAUUUAUCGUGUGAUGAAGCCAGGUGGUGUCAUGGUCACAACCUUGUGCAUCGACAAUUUGAAAAAAUCCCAGAAAAAUGGCUUCCUCAAUAAAGGGAUUGCAGACCCAGUAAAGUACAUGGUGUGCCUUGAAAAUUUUGGUUUUGAAAAUGUCCAUAUUGAAUAUCAAAAAGAUCCCAUUACAGGUAAAGAAUUUCAAGCAAUAUUCUCGGAAGUCAUUGAGAAACCAGCCCAUGACAAAUCCAUGUUCAGUGAUGAUGAGGAUGAUGAAAUCGAGAAAGAAGUUGAGCGAUUAUUCCAUACCGGUAAUAAAAACAUUUCGGAGACAUAGCUUUGGAAAUGUGUAGACUUACCUACCUGGCUCUACUUAUUGUUAGAGAUUGGAUGCUGCUGUGUAUAUAUAUAUGCAAGUUGUAAUACAACCUGGAAUGUUUUUAACUUAUGGUGGUAUGUAAAUAUCUUUUAAUCUGCAAUGAGUUUUAUCAUUUGGAUGAUAAGUAACAUUUGCUGUAACUGUCCAACAUGUAAAACAUAAUUCUGUAAAUAAAUUUAUGUUGUGCACUUUAUUGAUAAACAUUGGUAAUAAAAGAUUUCUUGUGCAAUGAAA